Adineta ricciae is the source of this 1770-nucleotide messenger RNA. Lineage: Eukaryota; Metazoa; Rotifera; Eurotatoria; Adinetida; Adinetidae. The record is from the annotation of a GenBank genome assembly.
AUGGAAGAACAAAAGCGACAUUGGAGAAUUUAUCCAGUAAUCAAAUUCGCGCAAGGUAUUGCAUUUACGAUUCUUGUCUUUGCGAUCAUUCUCGCGAUUUAUUUAAUAACUCUUUACCAUACUCGUCUUACGCCAUUUGUUAAUUAUGCUAUUGUUUUUGAUGCUGGCAGUUCGCAUACAGAAAUGUUUGUUUAUUAUUGGCCAGCAGAUAAAUCCGAUGGCUUAGGUACAACAUCGAGCGUCAAUCAACUGUUUACUUGUCAUUUGGACGCUUUGGAAAAAAACGAUACGAAUCGCAUUGGCGGAACAAUAAAACUCAAAGCGAUAUCAGAUUUUGAACAAAACUUAGAUUUAUUAGAUGACUAUUUUGAACCUUGUUUGAGCAAGGCAAUCAAAGAAAUUCCAUCAACGCGUCACCGAUCAUCGCCUGUCUUUCUUGGUGCAACUGCUGGAAUGCGUCUAUCACGUUUACGUAACGCCACGACCGCCGAUCGAGUGCUGGAGACUAUUCGAGAAGUUUUUGCCAAUUCGCCAUUUCAAUUUGUUGUCGCGCGACAGGUACGAAUACUAACUGGUAUAGAAGAAGCUAUUGACGGUUGGAUAACAACAAAUGUUUUACUUGAAAAAUUCAAACAUCGUCAUACAAAGAAAAAGGUUCUCGCUAAAAAAGAAUUGGACACCGAUAUGGUUGGUGUACUUGACUUAGGCGGUGCUUCGACACAAAUUACAUUCACUUAUAAUCAAACAAAAGAUGACGAGCCUAUUCCGAAGGAAUUUACAACUAAUAUUACACUAUUCGAUACGAUUUAUAGUCCAUAUGCUCAUAGUUACUUAUGUUGGGGUAAGAAUGAAGCAUUGAAACGUCAUCGUGCACGUCUAGUCAAUGCUGCGAUCAAUACUAAUCGAACAACGUUUACCAAUUCGCGCAUAUUAAUCCGGGAUCCAUGUUUCGCGCGCGGCGCCAACGAAACAUUGACAACUAAAGAUAUCUUUCGUUCACCGUGUACUGCUAAUGAAAGAGAAAAAUUUAAUAGUUUUCUUAAUCGAUCAACAUUGACAUUCACUGGAUCUGGAAAUGCUACUCAGUGCCGCGAACGUUUAAUUAGUCUAUUCGAUGCCAAGCGUAACGACAAAACAGUGAAUUGUUCACAUAAAGCAGAUUAUUGCACAUUUGAUCAUACGUUUCAACCAACUAUACCAUCGAAAAUACAAUUCAUUGGCUUAUCAGGAUAUUAUUAUGUAUUCAAUAAUCUAGCCUAUAAAAUGGAUCCAUCCAAAACUACAGUUAAAGAACAAUAUCAAUACAAAGAUUUCUCACCAGAAGAAAUAAGCAAUCGUCUUAACAGUGUCUGCGAAACGCAACAUGCAGUGCUCUAUGAACAAGAAGGAAUGGACAAUAAAACUGAAAGUUUCAAACGACAUCUAUGUUUCGAUGGAUGGUACAUGUGGCUUUUAUUGACACAUGCCAUCGGUUUUAAAUCCGAUGAUUUGAAUCGUUUAAGUUUUGCGAAUACAGUUCAAACGGGUAAAGUUGGCUGGACGCUUGGCUACAUGAUCAAUCAAACAAAUUACAUUCCGGCUGAAUUUCGUGAACGAAUCAUAACCAAAAAUAGAUUUGUUGGAUGGUUAAUCAGUUCUCUUAGCUUGAUUUGCGUUACGUUGAUUUUUCUCGUUGUAACAAGUUACGUCUAUUGCAGACAAAAGCCAAAGUCAUCCGCAGAGAAAAAUCAUGGAUUAAUGCAAAAAAAUGAACAGGAAGUAUUGACGUAG